This is a messenger RNA of Aspergillus ibericus CBS 121593, 645 nucleotides long. RefSeq lists its product as uncharacterized. The transcript has a single exon. The record is from RefSeq and is a predicted model, not a curated record. Bases 1 to 645 code for a protein of 214 amino acids. Lineage: Eukaryota; Fungi; Ascomycota; Eurotiomycetes; Eurotiales; Aspergillaceae.
AUGGGUACCACCGUUCAUUCGGAGAUUCAAGAUGCUUCAGUGAAAAUACGGAGAGUUCGACUAGAGAAUGCAGGGUGCUCACCAGACUGGGGCGCUGGCCAUGAACGAAGACGGAACGCGAAUGGAAGAGCCAAAGCCCUCGUUCUCGGCGACACCAAAUUCAAAUGGAGGCCCGCCAAGGCCGUCGACACGGUUCGCAAUACGGUAGACGAUUCCUACGAGGACGGCCCGAUGAGGGAUGAUGUUAGGCCUUUCGAACAGGUUCAGUAUUACGGCGCGGUCUACAGAUGCCGGUAUGUCUUUAUCAUCACGGAGGAGGAGCUCGUGGUUAUGCAACUCCAUCUAGCCCCUGACCCCGUUCGAACUUCGCCCAGACCGGUGCGAACCCGGCCACCACCACCCGCGCACCAACGGGGUCUAUCCUCCUCGACCAUUUCAGGGCAGCCCACGGAUAUGUCGGUUGAUGAAUCUGACCUGAAACCUCGGAUUGGACUCGUGAAGUACAAGAGUAUCCCGUGGAGUGCUGAAGCCGGUCUUACCAUUAAAUUAGCGCUUUACUGUCUGAUUCGCUUGGCAGAUGAAGAUGGGAAUGACCUCAAGGUCGAAUACCCUCCCCUGACUGGUAACUCGAUGCGAAGCACGUGA